UGUCGGGCUCUUGAAGGGGGCAGCUUGUUUCUCCUCGUGCAGAAGUUAAUGUUCUGUGUGGUAAUUGUGUUGGUUUUCUUUCUCCAUUCCGCUUCAUACUGUAAAUAGAUUUCUGCCAAGGAUACUUACUUGAAAACCUACGUUAUCUUUCGACAUCUCUGUCAGGGAUCAUUUAAACGGAGAUGAUGGCUUUUUCUUACCUUUACCCGCUGUGCAUGUGGGUUAGUUUAGUGAGUCCUUCGCUGGGAACCGGGUUUGUUUAUCACUUUCCAGGCAUCACAAUGCAGCGGCAGCGCAUCAAAUCGGAACAGAGCAGAAGCACGGGACCCCCGGGUACCGGCUCCCGUACCCAGCUUAGAAACUGGUGUCAGUACAGUGUUUCCAGGACAGUGACCUGUCAGGUGCAAAAUGGGACAGAAACCUCAGUGCAGAGAGUGAUUCAAGGCUGCAGAUGGCCAGGACCAUGUGCCAAAGUCAUCAGCUACAGGACGGUGAUCAGACCAUCCUUCAAGACUGCCCACAAGCAAAUAACCUCACUGGAGUGGCGAUGCUGUCCUGGGUUUGUGGGAGAAGAAUGUCGCGAAGAGUGUAUGAACUGCACCAGUUUCAACAACAUGAACAGCAGAAUAAACAACAUUGAAUCAAAGAUCAAACUAUUAGAGGAGAGACAGCCAUACCUGCCUGUAGUCCGGGGCUUACCCAAGGGACCAACUGAAAAUGAGGUGGAUGCACCUCAACCAACUCCUAUUGGACCACGAUCGUACUUGCCAUCAGUAUUAGGAGGCAGGGGGCCUCCAGGACCAGCUGGACCCCCAGGGCAUCCAGGUUCUGCUGGGCCUCCAGGCCCUGCUGGAAGAGUAGGCAUUCCAGGACCCGUUGGACCAAAAGGAGACAGAGGUCCACCAGGAGAGAUUGGCCUUCCUGGAACUCCUGGUCCACCAGGUCCUCCAGGACCAGGUCUGUCUCCUGUACGAAUGCGAGGUGACGUUUUUCAAGUGGACCAUCGAGAGGAGUACCCCAUUUAUCCAGUUACUCCUGAGAUUGUGGCUGGCCCUCCUGGUCCAGCAGGUCCAGUCGGUCCCUCGGGUGCCCCAGGACUAAGAGGACCUUCAGGGACACCAGGUCUACCAGGACAGGAUGGCAAAGAAGGCCUCCCAGGCAGGCCUGGCUAUCCUGGGCCAAAAGGAGAUCCAGGGGAAAGGGGGCCCUCAGGUGCUACAGGCGAGCAGGGCCUACCUGGAGCCCCAGGGCCUAAAGGAGAGCCAGGAGUAGGCUUUAAUGAGGGUGAGGCUGUGCAGCAACUCAGGGAAGCACUGAAGAUCCUGGCUGAGAGGGUACUGAUCCUGGAGCACAUGAUCGGCAUCCAUGAGAACUCUGAGGGAUCUGGAUUUGGCAGCAUUUCCGACCCACUGUCUUUCACUGGCCUGAAGACCAAACGCCGACAACCAGUUCAAACCCUUCCUCAGACUCUGGUGCUAAAAGAGAGACAAAGACGGGUCCCUCUUUAAUAUCAUCAAAGCUUAAAUUGUCAUUUGUUUUUUAUAAUUAUAAGGGAUGUUGCAAAUCUCGCCUAACUGGACCUACUUUUUUUUUUGUUCAUAUAUUUGUUCCUUGUGACUUUGUUUUUCCAAAUGUAUUCGUUUAUCCAUCUUUUUUUGGCAUAAACAAGUACUGUUGUAAAACUGAAACUGUUUGCAAAAGUGAGAUGUUGAGCAUUUCCUCCCUAUAAAAGGAUUUAAUUAAUCUUUCUCACCCUUUUGCCACAUGAACUUAGCAGUGAACAUUGUUGUACAAAGAAAUACCAUCUCAUAGUGUUAUGAGGGAUUUGGCAUCUUUCCUUCAUCCAAUAAAGACUGCCUAGUGGACACAUCAGUUUCCUUAGUUGUCCUGCUCAGAGUUCUUGAAACCUGGACUGAAAAUAUACCAUUUAGUGUUAAACACAUUUUUGGAAUUGCCUUGAGGUACAUUUUGUGCGCCUGUCAAAUAUUUCUUUUAGCUUUUUCCUGUCCCGCCAUGUGCUUGUUCAUGUUAGUGCUGAGGUGAGAUUCUUCCAUGAAAAUCUGCUUAAAAUAAAGUUGGAUGAACUGAGUAGCAUCUGGAGAGAGCACAUCUGGAAAGCAAAAGGAAGAGAUGCUGAACCAGUUGAAUUUUGGCUCAAGAGCUGCAAACCUUGCUCUGGUCUGAUGCACCUGGAAGCUGACAGAGCACAAAACUUGACAGGGUUACAUUGACUUCUUCAUAAACUGCCUCUGAGAUUUUUUUCUUAACUGAUAUGAUUAUUGUGUAAUAAUUCUCUGAGAUACCCAGCUGUUCGUCUUAAAAUAAAAUCUCCCAUCAGGUCUGGUAUAAUCUUUGUUUUCUAUAUUAAAAGCUUCAUAUCUAAAAUACAUUUUGGGAAAUGCAAUGCAACCUACAUAAAGAUCUACAGUAUUCUGUAGUUUAAGCUAAAAAUGAAACAUCUUAAUAAGGUAAAAAGAAAAGAUGUACUGGUGACAUCAGUACUGCACCCAUGUCAUAUAAGUAAGGUCCAAAUUAUGAGCAGAUGGGUGUGAAAAGUAGUUGAUGUCAGACUUUAGACCAAUCAUAGCUGGGCACAUUAGGAACGUCUAGAAGAUAAACUGUAAAGAAAACUACAAAACUCUCAAAAGCAAUCAAAGCUAACAAUAAAAAACCUCUGACAGAGCAAUGAUGUAGAAAAAAGAUAAUGUAUUGUCACCUGACUCGCAGAUGAGUAGAUACGGGUGCAAGGUCAGGUUGUGACAUUAGUUUGCAAAUCGGUUAUUUGAAAGUAGCUUUUUAAGCUGAUUAAGGACCCAAGAUACUUCGUUAAGAUGAGCAAAACAUUGCUUUUUGUUGGGUUUGGUUGAAGUGCACUUCUUAACAACUUCACAUAAAAGGCACUACACUCUUUUCUGCAACAACUAGUUCCUAUCUGGCUUCUAUUUUAAAUAUUGACGGACUCUUAUUGAAGUUCUUGAAACUAUCCUAUCUUUAGUAAAUUACAUUAAAGGGUAACCAGGGUUUCUGACCUAGCCUAUGAACUGGUACUGAUACCAGUCUGCUCAAAUCAGCAAGUCCAGUGAAGAGUGCAACUGGUUGAGCUGUUCCCCCUUGUAUGGAUAACGGAACAAACCAGAUCUUGGGUGUGAAUAGUUUAUGCAGUUAUUUUUAUUAUUAAUGUUAUAAUGGCUUUAAUUUACUAUAGUUUUCAGAAAAAAGCACAAAAAAAAAAAAAAAAAAAAAAAAAAAUCCCAGAUGUCCAAAAUUUUUCUGCCUGUCCCAAAACAGAUGUGGAAUUAUUUUUCUGUUUUUUCUUAUGAGUCAUUAUAUGUUGCAAAGUGGUCUUGAUUCAGGCCUUUCUUACAUUUGUUUUGCUGUCAUGUGCAUUGUUAACCCCUUCUGUACUAAAUCAUCUUCAGGUGUGUUGUGUUUCAUUUGAAACCUUUGUACUCAGCAGAUAUUUAUCUGUAUUGAUUAAUGAACUGACAUUAAA
This is a messenger RNA of Melanotaenia boesemani (Boeseman's rainbowfish), 3493 nucleotides long. It is a transcript of the gene col26a1, whose product is annotated as collagen alpha-1(XXVI) chain. The record is from RefSeq and is a predicted model, not a curated record. NCBI's taxonomy places the organism in Eukaryota, Metazoa, Chordata, Actinopteri, Atheriniformes, Melanotaeniidae. Bases 183 to 1508 code for a protein of 441 amino acids. The transcript has 14 exons. Gene Ontology annotation, molecular function: protein binding.